UAUUCAGCAGAUUGCCGUCUCAUCAGACCAUCAUGAGCCGGGAAUAUUUUAACAAUGGAUAUCAAAAAAGAAGUGGUUAUUAUAGAAGCGACAACCUUAACUCAGCGGAUUUUGAAACGUCGAAGGGCAUCAAAGUUUAUCCCUCGUUCGAGGAAAUGAACCUUAAGGAUGAGCUCCUGAGGGGCAUUUACGAGUUUGGAUUUGAGAAACCCUCGGCAAUUCAGCAGCGCGCCAUCAAGCCCAUAAUAUCAGGGCGGGAUGUCAUCGCACAGUCUCAAAGCGGGACAGGUAAGACUGCAACUUUUAGUAUCAGCGUAUUAGAGCGAGUAGACACAACCCUUCAUGAGACGCAAGCCCUAGUUUUAUCUCCGACUCGUGAGCUAGCGCAUCAAAUUCAGCGCGUGAUAUUAUCUAUAGGAUCUUCAAUGAGUGUUGACUGUCACUGCUGCAUUGGGGGAAAAAAUAUGGGCGAGGAUAUCCGAAAACUAGAGAACGGAGUUCAAAUAGUCUCAGGCACGCCAGGCAGAGUCUACGACAUGAUUAGGCGUCAGCAUUUGCGUACAACAGAGAUAAAAAUUCUCAUUUUAGACGAGGCUGAUGAAAUGCUGGGUAGAGGGUUUAAAGAUCAAAUAUACGAUGUAUAUAGGUAUAUGCCAAGAACGACUCAAGUGGUUUUGGUGAGUGCUACGCUACCCAGGGAAGUUUUAGAAAUGACAAGAAAGUUCAUGAACCAGCCUAUGAGAAUUUUGGUCAAAAGAGAUGAACUUACGUUAGACGGUAUCCGGCAGUUUUUUGUAGCGGUCGAGAAAGAAGAAUGGAAAUUUGACACACUGUGCGACUUAUAUGAUACAUUGGUCAUUACACAAGCUGUUAUUUUUUGCAACACACGCGUGAAAGUUGCUGAGAUUUCGAAUCGCAUGACUGAGGCUAAGUUUACGGUGGUGUCUAUGCAUGGAGAAAUGCAACAGCACGAACGAGAUGCUAUUAUGAAGAGAUUUCGAUCCGGUGAAGCACGUAUACUGAUUACGACAGACAUGUGGUCUCGUGGAAUUGAUGUUUCCCAAGUGUCUUUGGUCAUCAACUAUGAUCUUCCUCUCAAUCGAGAGAGCUAUAUUCAUCGUAUAGGGCGUUCAGGGCGAUUUGGCAGGAAAGGAGUGGCCAUCAAUUUUGUAAAGAGCGAUGAAAUUAGGAUACUUCGAGAAAUCGAACAAUAUUACAGUACGCAAAUAGAUGAAAUGCCCAAUUCCGUGACUGAGUUGAUAUGAAUAAAGCUCUGCGCAUGUUUUUUGGUUGUCGAAAGGUACAUCGGAAAUAUACGGCAUCAUGAAUUAAAAAAAGUAGGUAUGAAAAAUGGUGUUCAGCAUGUAGAUAAAUCUAGGAAAAUGGCAUGUCCACUUUAACUACGAGUAAAGAAGGGUUGAAUGACGCAGGAGGUGGUCAAAAUAAAGUCGUAGGAAGUGGUGGGUAUGCUUGAACUAGGAAUUUGCAGUGUUUUUUACGGUCUUGAUUGAAAGUUGUGGUGGAAAGAGAGAGAGGUGUGGUUUGAAUACGUACUCUUGCAAACAAUCGAAAAGCAAUGUUUUGAAUUCAGGUUUCGCGUUCGAUGCUUUUUUGUGGAUGAGACGACUUCAGAGGUGGUACGGUGUCAGAAGGUGUGGGCAUGAAUGUGGUAGGAAAGAAGUGACAGAUUUUUGACGUGAAAGUCAGCAGCGCGGUGGCUUAGCAAGGGUCUUGCUGAUGAAGAAUUUGAAGCAUGAGCGAGAGAGUGUAAAAAACAGUUUUAGAUAUGGGUUAUGAUAGAAGAAGAUUAAGGCAUGAGUGGUAAAUAUUCUGUUUGCGCGAAGAGGGUACGGAAGGCUGUUUGUGCAGGUUUUUUUUUUGAGAGAAAAUAGCAUUUGUAGCAUGCAAUGGACCGAGAAAGUGCAGUGCGUAUUCUCAGGCUCAUCAACGGUCUUUUUUUUGGCUGGUACAAAGAGUUCCAGUGCUAAGGGGAAUUGUUCGAGUGCAGAUAAAGCGAUGAACGGGUAUGCACACAUUCAUGUAUCAGAGGAGUUUAUAUACAUCAUAGAAAAUGCGUGUGACUUUUAUGUUGGUCGAGAGAAUUAUCGUUCUUGUUGACAUUUUUUUUGAGAUGACUGCACAUGGUGUUCUGCUAUUUCAGAAGGUCGUGGUGUUUAUAAAGUAGCUCGCGGCUGGUGCCCGGCGAAGGGAUGUGUGUCCUGUUAUCUUCCCGCCUGUUUUUCCAAAAAGGAAGAAUUGUCUAGGCCAUUCAGGGCGGCUGGGAUAGCAAAAAAUAAUGCAUCUGUUUUGGAAAAGUGCGUUCAGGAUGAAGGAGUAGAGUAGAACGCAUGACUCUUAAUGAGGCUGUUUUAGCGUCUUGAAGAUAUAAGGUUUGGCUGAGGAUGAUGCCCUGAAGAUCCGAUGCAGCCGAAACAAAUUUAUUUGGGGGUCUGAUCAUUGAUAAGGACGUAUUCUCGUGAACUUGCGCCGAAUCUUAAACAAUCCUUUUCCAGAAGUUGGUAGUAGCGCAUAUCAUCUAUUUUUGCGUCAUUUAAAUACGUUCCGUUGGUGCUUCCUAAAUCCAUGAUGUAAGGGUGAACUUGAUAUUGCUCUGCCUGCGUCUCCGGAUCACGCUUCAGUACCUGCCUAUGUACAAUUACGGCAUGCUGCAUCGAGCACGAUUGGUGGUCUAAGGGCACAUCCGCGAUUGACCGGUCUCGGCCGAGUAAAUAUACCGACUUCAGAUAUAAUUUGUAGUAAUCAAGCGGCUUGUUGUCCUUAAAUGGAUAAAGUCUCCAUUUUAAUCGUGGUAUUCUGGCUUCUUUAGGUACCGCAAAUUUCAAAACUACACCAUCUGUCGUCGUUCGAGCUUGUUUAGAUAGCAAUCCAGACGGCUUAAAAUUUGGAGACUCCUUAGGCACGGCGUUCUGCUCACUCUCUGGUUCCUCCUUUUGCUUGCCCCAAAUUUCUCUUUUGUUUUGAACCGUUCUGCGAUGCUCGACGUAUCGAGAAGAAUUGGAAAAAUUGUCUUCGUGACUCGAAUGCUGUCGGCUAGACCUAGCAUCGACGUCUCUCUCUCUGUAGCCCCUGUUCGAUUCAUAUCGUGGCGAUGAGGCGAGUUCGGUAGCGGAUUUGGAUAGAUCAACACUAUUCAAAAUAAACUUGUUCAUCCUUUUCACUUCUUCAGAGGUACGAUGCAUACCGUGUCCAGACUCGGACGAACUGAAUGGCCUAUCUGUAAUCUCGGCAGACUUGGACUGAGUACUAAAUGAAGAGCAUAUCGGAAUUUAGACGAUUCAAUUCAGAGGAAUUUGCCUAAAACACGUAUUCCACCUUCUCACUGUCAAAGUUUUUUUUUGCGUCUACAUACCCGCUAGGCGGGGAGUCUGCCCCUCCAGGCUUGUGUCUCUUUUUUUGAGGCGAAUCCCCAGAGCGAUGCGCGUCACCAUCCAAAACCAUAGAAGACAGAGAAGAACAAAGGUAAAAACAAAAAGCAAUCUUGGAAAAAGUGCGGUUUGAGUAAAAUUUUUUUUUUAAAAAUUCCAUUUGAAACGAUCAAGAAA
Schistocerca gregaria is the source of this 3563-nucleotide messenger RNA. Its product is annotated as eukaryotic initiation factor 4A-III-like. The record is from RefSeq and is a predicted model, not a curated record. Bases 33 to 1265 code for a protein of 410 amino acids. Gene Ontology annotation, molecular function: RNA helicase activity; mRNA binding; ATP binding. Lineage: Eukaryota; Metazoa; Arthropoda; Insecta; Orthoptera; Acrididae. The transcript is spliced from 3 exons. Gene Ontology annotation, cellular component: nucleolus; catalytic step 2 spliceosome.